AUGUACGUCAAACUUCUUCUCGCUGCCAGUCUGCUGUACGCCGCUCAAGCGGAUACUUGUAUCCACUGUAUCUGUCUCCAUGAGUCAGGAUGCAAGGCUAUUGGAUGCGAAAUGGAUGUAGGAUCGCUAUCCUGUGGAUACUAUCAGAUCAAACUUCCAUACUAUGAGGAUUGCGGCACACCAGGACGUAAAAGCGGUGAAGACGUCACCACAGCAUGGAAAAGAUGCGCGGAUGAUUACAGUUGCUCUACCCAAUGCGUCCAGGCCUACGUGAACCGCUACAAGGGCGGAUGCUCAUCGACUGGCGAAGGAACCUGCCAGAUUAUGUCCCGUCUCCAUAACGGUGGCCCAUCCGGUUGCAAAAUUUCCGGCACCGUCCAAUACUGGAACGCUAUCGCGAAAUGUUGCGGAUGCUCAUAA
Necator americanus (New World hookworm) is the source of this 420-nucleotide messenger RNA. RefSeq lists its product as uncharacterized. The record is from RefSeq and is a predicted model, not a curated record. Gene Ontology annotation, biological process: defense response to Gram-positive bacterium. Lineage: Eukaryota; Metazoa; Nematoda; Chromadorea; Rhabditida; Ancylostomatidae. Bases 1 to 420 code for a protein of 139 amino acids. The transcript is spliced from 4 exons. Gene Ontology annotation, molecular function: lysozyme activity.